AUGGCCUCUCGCUCAGCGCUCACAAAAUUCGCGCCCUUGUUGCGGCAAGCUCGCCCCGGUGCCUCGCCCUUCAAGCGCGGCAGCCCCAUCCUCCAAGCCCUCCAGACCCGACAACAACAAGUGCAACAACCAUCUCUGCAACCCACAACCGCCGCGCGCUUCGCCCACACCGUACCGAAGCCGAAAGCAGUGCGCGAGGCCGAGGCAAAGACUCCCGCCCAGAUGCGCAUGGAGACCUCGCCGCACUACCAGCUCGACUUCACCUGCGUCCCGUGCGACACCCGUUCCAGGCACAAGGUCUCUAAGCAAGGAUACCACCACGGCUCUGUCCUCAUAACCUGUCCUUCGUGCCGAAACCGUCACAUCAUCAGCGAUCACCUGGGCAUCUUUGGCGACCGCAAAGUAACUGUUGAGGACUUGAUGCGCGAGAAGGGCAGGCUGGUCAAGAGGGGCACACUGGGCGAGGACGGUGACAUCGAGUUUUACCCGGACGAGAGCAAUGCCGACGCCGAGGCUCAAGCUGCGGAGCUGAAAAAGGAUGAAUCUGCUUGA
Colletotrichum orchidophilum is the source of this 552-nucleotide messenger RNA. RefSeq names its product DNL zinc finger. Gene Ontology annotation, biological process: protein stabilization; protein folding; protein import into mitochondrial matrix. Gene Ontology annotation, cellular component: mitochondrion. Bases 1 to 552 code for a protein of 183 amino acids. Gene Ontology annotation, molecular function: zinc ion binding; protein-folding chaperone binding. The transcript has a single exon. NCBI's taxonomy places the organism in Eukaryota, Fungi, Ascomycota, Sordariomycetes, Glomerellales, Glomerellaceae. The record is from RefSeq and is a predicted model, not a curated record.